ACUACUUAGAGGUGUUCCCAUAUAUCGCCUCUUAUCUAAAUGUAUUAAAAGAAAUUAUUCUUUAAUGAUAUCUACACAUAAUUAAAAAUGGCCAAUAACGGUGUUACAUAUAAAUAUCUUGGUAAAUCAGGACUUAAAGUAUCAACAAUAUGUUUGGGUACCAUGACAUUUGGUCAUAAGGAGAAUUAUGCUGUUCAAUGUGACGAAGAACAAUCGCACGCAAUACUGGACAAAUUCGUGGAAAUGGGUGGAAAUUUUAUCGAUACUGCCGACGUUUAUACGGGGGGAUCGUCUGAAAAGAUAAUUGGAAAUUGGUUAAGCAGGCAAAAGGAUAGAAGUCGAUUAAUACUUGCGACUAAAGCACAUGCAUGGGAUGAUGGAACGCCUAUUGAGGAAACUUUUACGGCUCUCAACGACCUAGUUUCAAUGGGUAAAGUACGAUACAUUGGCGUUUCUAAUGUAACUGGCUGGCAGUUACAAAAAAUCGUCGAUAUGUGCAAUUACAGACAAUUAUCACCUAUUACAACCCUACAGCAACAAUGGAGCCUGUUAACUCGGGAAACAGAAUAUGAGCUGGUUGAUGUUUGCCAGAAUGAAGGAGUUGGAGUUUUACCCUGGAGUCCAUUGAAAGGAGGCUGGCUGAGCGGAAAAAUACAAAGGGACGGUGAACUGGAAAAAGGAAGCCGAAUUGCCUGGACAUCGGAAGAUCCUGCUAGACUAGUUCAAAGCCAUCCCACUUUUGAUCAAUUCAACAACGAUAGAGUCUGGAAACUAUUGGAUACAAUAAAAACUAUUGGAUCUUCUCAUGGUAAAUCUGUAGCUCAAGUAUCUCUUAAAUGGUUAUUAGAGAAGGAUGUUGUUUCCUCUGUUGUUAUUGGAGCAAAGAAUUUGAAACAACUGGAGGACAAUAUGGGAGCCGGAGCAGAAUGGAAUUUAUCAAAGGAAGAUAUGAACAUUUUGAAUGAUUUAUCUAUGCCAAACAUUCCAUAUCCAUACGAAAUGGUUUCAAGGGUAAAUAAGACCAGAAAACGCUGAUUGAUUAAUGAUUUCUGUUUAUAACAUAUUUUGAUUUUUAUUAUAAAAGAAAAUCUAAUGAAAAUAAUCAAUUGAUUAGUCGAAUAAAAAAUAAACAAAACAAAAACAAAACAAAACAACAAAGAAAAGGAAAAAAAAUGGAAAAUAAAGAGAAACAAAAAACAAAAGAUGAAGAAACAGUAUUUAUAAAACAGUUUUAUAUUUCAUCUUUUCUUCACAUAAACUCCUUACGUCGCCGUUGCAUUCGUCGUAUCGAUUCCCUUGGCAGUGUUCCUGACGAAAAGGGGGAAGAAGAUAGGUUAUAAUGAUACUUAGAGAAAUGGAAUUAUACUAUUUUCUCCUACCUUCACACACUUCCAUAUAUUAAACUCUAGACUAUAUUCGUCAUAUAUUUUACACCAAUUAUUAAAUUCCUGCCUCCAAAUGCAUUCUGCAUCGUUAGGUAUACAAUC
This is a messenger RNA of Dimorphilus gyrociliatus, 1487 nucleotides long. The record is from the annotation of a GenBank genome assembly. NCBI's taxonomy places the organism in Eukaryota, Metazoa, Annelida, Polychaeta, Dinophilidae.